Cordyceps militaris CM01 is the source of this 1713-nucleotide messenger RNA. Its product is annotated as efflux pump antibiotic resistance protein, putative. Gene Ontology annotation, biological process: transmembrane transport. The transcript is spliced from 2 exons. Gene Ontology annotation, molecular function: transmembrane transporter activity. NCBI's taxonomy places the organism in Eukaryota, Fungi, Ascomycota, Sordariomycetes, Hypocreales, Cordycipitaceae. The record is from RefSeq and is a predicted model, not a curated record. The coding region runs from base 1 to 1713 and encodes 570 amino acids.
AUGACUUCAGCACGAAACACCCUCGAGGUGCCCCGCGAAGCCGGCUGGGCGACCUCGACAACAUCAACCCUGGCCGGUGAAGACCACGCACACGAGAAGCACAUCCCCGACAGCAUCUCUGUCAGCGGCAAGAUAGACUCUGAUACCGAGAAAGCGACUCCACAGCCUGACGAGCAGCCCGAAGACGAAUACCCUUCUGGUACGAAGCUCGUCUUCAUCGUCGUCGCUCUCGUUCUCGCCAUCUUCCUCCUCGCUCUCGACAUGACCAUUGUCGCCACGGCCAUUCCCAAAAUCACCGAAGAGUUCCAGGGCCUCGACAAGGUCGGCUGGUACGGCGCGGCCUUCUUCAUGACGGUCGGCGCGUUCCAGUCCACCUGGGGCAAGAUCUACAAGUACUUCCCGCUCAAGACGUCGUUCCUGCUGGCCAUCUUCAUCUUCGAGGUCGGCUCCGUCAUCUGCGGCGCGGCGCCCAACGCGGAAGCCCUCAUCACGGGGCGCGCCAUUGCCGGUCUCGGCGCGGCCGGCCUCGGCGCCGGCGCCUACACCAUCAUCGCCUUUUCCGCGCCGCCGAAGCGCCGCCCGGCCUUCACCGGCAUCCUCGGCGCCUCGUACGGCCUCGCGAGCGUCAUCGGGCCGCUCCUCGGCGGCGCCUUCACCGACAACGUCUCGUGGCGGUGGUGCUUCUACAUCAACCUGCCCAUCGGCGCCAUCUCGGCCGGCGUCAUCUUCCUCUUCUUCCAGACGCCGCGCGCCGCGGUGCCGGUGCGCGCGACGCUCCGGGAAAAGGUGCUGCAGAUGGACCCGCUCGGCGUCGUGCUCAUGAUGGGCGCCACGGUCGCGUACAUCCUCGCCGUGCAGUACGGCGGCACCGCGCACGCGUGGGGCUCAUCGACCGUCGUCGGGCUCCUCGUCGGCUUCGUCGCGCUGGUCGCCGCCUGGGCGGUGCUGCAGUACUUCCAGGGGGAGCGGUCCAUGGUCUCGCCGCAGCUGGUCCGGAACCGGACGCUGGUCGUGGCCAUGGUGUACAGCUUCAUCUUUGCCGGCGGCUUCUUCGCCGCCAUCUACUACAUCCCCGUCUACUUCCAGUCGGUGCACAAUGCGACGCCGACCAUGAGCGGCGUGCGCAACCUGCCCUUCAUCAUCGCCGUCACCAUCGCCACCAUUGCCAGCGGCGGCAUCGUCUCCGCGACGGGCUACUACCAGUUCCUGCUCGUCGGCGGCGGCGCGCUGGCGACGGUCGGCGCCGGACUGCUCUUUCUCUUCAACGUCGACACGUCCACCGGCGCCUGGAUCGGCUACCAGAUCGUGGCUGGCGCCGGCUGGGGCAUCGCCUUUCAGCUGCCCAUGAUUGUCGUGCAAGGCACUGUCGAGCCCAAGGACCUCGCCUCGGCCACGGGCAUGCUUCUCUUCUUCCAGGGCCUCGGCGGAGCGUUCCUCGUCUCGGCCGCCCAGUCUGCUUUCCUGAACCAAAUGGUGAGCUACGUUUUGCAGCGCGCACCCGAGAUUGACAAGGCGACUCUGAUUCUCACCGGCGCUACCAAUAUUCGACACGCGUUCCCUGCCGAUCAGAUUCCCAUUGUCAUUGACGGGUACAUGCACGGCCUCAAGGUCGUCUUUGCUCUCUGUAUUGCUGCCACUGGUGUGGCUACCGUGGCCAGCCUAUUCACUCCCUGGACCAAGCUUAAGCAGAGUGCCGGUGCUGGUGGAAUCUAG